CAACCUCCCGCUUUCGUCACUGAGCUCCUGUCAAGUGGAACUCGCAACAAGCGCUAAUACCCCCCAGUCGGUGGCUUUCUGCACCUUAAGUUCCUCCUCCCUACAUCUUACCUUGGCCUUGCACCUACACCACUAUCACUGUUUGGGCCAUGCCUUUGAACCUAGCUCGGUGCGGAGGGGGUGUUCUCCAACACCUCCAACUUAGCAACGCCUUUUCUCGCCCUGUCCGUCAGGCCAUCUCCCAGAGCCAUGUUCGGCGCAUGUCUCUGGCCACUCUCGGCCGCUUCGUGACCCCCAAUGUCAGAUACGCACCUGUCUCCGUUGCACUCUCCGGACACCUGACCAGCGGCUAUGCGACUGCCGCUUCCCCCAAGAAACGCACCACCAAGAAGACGGCACCCAAGAGCAUCGAGAAGGCGGCAUCCAAGACCACCAAGAAACCCCGGGCAAAGAAGGUCCUGACCGAAGAACAGAAGGAGGCCAAGAAGGAGGCCAAGAAGGCAAGCGACCAGAAGAAGCUUGUCAAGGAGCUGAAAGUAACCGCCCUGUCGCCGCCCAAGAGGGUCACAAACUACUUCACCCUGGCCAUGCUCUCGAAGUAUGAAGAAAUCAAGAAAGAGGGGAAUUUGACGGGCAAAGAUGCCUUCAAGGAGGCAGCUGAACGUGCCAAGACGAUCAGUGAAGCGGAGCGCAAGAAAUUUGUCGCUGCCGCCGCUGCCAACAAAGAAGCCUAUGAGGAAUCACUCAAGGAGUGGGUCAAAUCGUACACCCCCCUCGAAAUCAAGCAGGCCAACGCCGCCAGGCGAAGACUUGCACAGAUCCAGAACAAGAAGUUCUUCCCUAUUCAUGACGCUCGCUUGGUCAAGCGCGCCAAGAUUGCCUAUCUGUUCUAUGCUGAGAGCCGCCAUCAAGCCGGUGAUCUGAAGCACAUGCCUGUCCCCGAGCGUGGUGUGCAGAUUGCUGAAGAAUGGCGGGGCUUGACCGAUGCAGAGAAACAGAAAUAUGUACGUCAACAAGAAGCCGAUGUCGAACGUUACCAGCGCGAAUACAAGGAAGUCUACGGCGUGGAGGCUCCCUUUGUCGGAAGAAACACGUCUAAAUGAACAUUGUAACAUGUCUGCCAAGCAAUGGUGUUGGGCAUUUGUUUUAUUACCGGAUGGCUAAUGGUGUUUCAAGAUGGACUUUGGGCGAGUUCUGUGGUAACGGAGUCUACGGAAACUUGUCUCAGCUGCUUACCUGCAAUGUUCCACUCGGCUCUUGUAUUUCUCAUCUGUGACUUGACCUUUACCAGGGAGGAACUGUACGGAUUACACUGAGGAAAUAUCACAUUGACCGCCAUAGGAAGACUGGUUGGCUCAAUAAAGCCUCAUAGGUGCGAUAUGGUGACGUAUCCAAACCACGUGCGCGGGAGCGAUCUCCGCCAUCGUCUCACAUCAUCCAAGACUCGUAGU
Molecule: messenger RNA, 1451 nt
Organism: Aspergillus ibericus CBS 121593
Lineage: Eukaryota; Fungi; Ascomycota; Eurotiomycetes; Eurotiales; Aspergillaceae
Product: HMG-box domain-containing protein
Exons: 3
Coding region: 150-1103 (317 amino acids)
Source: RefSeq, a predicted model, not a curated record